AUUCAUUCGUGAAGAGUACGCGCGCGGCUGUGGCCGCGUCAACGAUAUCAGCGACUCUACGCGAACGAAGUGAUAGAUAGAUACAAACUUUCCACCGAUUCAGAAUAAGUUAAAUUAGAAGGAAGAAAAAGAGAAGAGUAGGUACAUUUCGUGGUCGAAGGCCACAUGCGGCCAUGAGUACCACACCCUCACCGAAGAGCUCGCUGGCUAAACUAGUUCUAUAUCCCAAAGUUAAACCUUUCAAAGUCAUGGUCCUCGGACAAUCUGGCGUGGGGAAAUCUGCUCUUGUGGUGAGAUUCAUUACGAGGCGGUUCAUCGGCGAAUACGACCCCAACCUCGAGAAGAUAUACGCUUUCCAAACAGUCAUAGACAACGAAAUGGUUUAUUUUGAAAUAUUGGAUUCAGCGGGAGACCCUCGGGAAAGCGAAUACGCAAAUUUAGAGAGUAAUAUCCGCUGGGCGGAGGCGUUUAUCCUGAUGUAUUCAGUAACGGACAAGUGCUCGUUCGACGAGUGCCAUCGACUCAAGUUCCUCAUAAACUACAACAAGCGAAGACGACGACUUGCAUCCACUAUGAAGGACAGCGUGUUGGAGACGCCAGUGGUGCUGGUGGGCAACAAAGUGGACCAGGCGGGGGACCGCAUGGUCAGCACGGAGGAGGGCCAGCAUCGCAGCAAAGAGAUCGGCUGCGUGUGCUUCCAUGAGAUCUCUGUUAGAGAGAGCAUCGACCAGGUGUGGGGCGUGUUCCGGGACGCGCGUCGGUUCUGGCGCGUGAGCAGCAAGUGGGCGCGCGGCCGGCGCGACCCUGAUGUGCACCCGGCAGCCCUGGGACGACCGCUGGCCCGCGCCGCCUCCGACUCCUCGUCAGAGCCAGACCCAACACCCACCUCCCCUUACUGUCGUCGCUGGACAGAGGUAGAAUUAGAGGAGGAGAGCGAGACAAGUGGCGUGGUGCGAAGUGACUCGACUUCCUCAUCAGGCAAGUCGGAGUGCCCCGAGGAGUUCCGCGCCCGAGCCAGCACGGACUCCCGGCUCCCCCCGCGCCCCGCCCGCGCCCGCCACCCUCUUCCCGCCAGACCAGCACCCCUGCCCGUCAGGAGGAUGAGUGUCGCCAUGAGAGGAAACAACGCCAGUACUUACUGACUGUAUUCCACUAUCCCUUUUCCAGUAGUCGUAACUUGGAGUUCUUCGCGUCGUGAUAAAAUACGUAGCAUAAUUAAAUAGCCCGGAGUAACAUCAGAAGAAAACUUGCAUUCAUUUUUGACAUGGAUGCAAUGACAGCCCUUAGAUGGGCAUAUGAUGGACCGUAUGGCGUGCGAUCAGCCGAUUUCAUAUUGCAAUAUUUGAACCAAUGAAGUUACGGUUAUAUGGAAUAUUAUUAUUGUACAAAUCGCAUCACAAUCGGUAUGCGAGCCCCAUGUUAUGGCUAAGAUAGUAAGUAAACCGACCAAAAACCCUCCGAAUAAACCAUUAUUUAACACUUAUGUAUAGGUAUAGCUAGGUAUAAUAAAUUAUGUGACAGUGCCAUAUUAAAUUAUCAUGAAAUCGAUUAGACUAAUAACAAAGGACACGAUGAAUAAAUGAAAUUAUGUUGUCAUAGCCUAGACAAACAUAAUAUUGUAACAGAGUGAACAUUUUUUUAUAGAACAACUUAUGUAAACGUUUGUCAAAUACCUUCGUUUUAUGGCUAAAGUUAUCAUAAUGUAAGUACAAUACAUAUUAUAUUAGAUAUAUUAUGUGUCUUUUGUAUAUCUAGGUAGAUAUUGUUUUACUUUGCGGAGUUUGUGGUGUUUAAAUUGUCAGUGUACAACAGCAAACAUGUUUAUAUUCCAACUAUACAGAAUUUUAUUAUCAGCUAUACCUGUCACUUCCUUAUUCAGCGAAAAGGAAAGAGACGGAUGAUUGACAGCUCUUAAAUUCAAAAAUGAUGAGUGAAUGAAUUUAUAAAACAGUAAACAAUAGAGGUACCAUGCAAACAGUUUGACGUGUGCUGUCAACUAAUUCAGUCGGGUUAUUGACCAUUUAAAUUUUUUGGAGGGUUGUUUUAGAUUUGUGCCUAAUUUUUAUGCCUGUCAAUCGACCCGCCCGUUUCCUUUUCGGCGGAUAAGAAAAUGGCAGGUAGAACUUAAAAUAAAUGUACGUGGUGUUUACAGGAAUUAGCUCAAGGAAAUUGAAUAAGCUUCAAAGCAGGCACAUUAUAGUUAUAGCUGUGAUGAUGUUUUACGUAAAUAGACGGAUUACAGCCUGGAGAGUAUAAAAAGUUAAAUAAAUACGAAAAUAAUAUGUCCCAACUUACCAUAACUAAAAGAAAAAGAAAUGAACUACUGUACUACUAUCCUACAUAUAUAAAAUUUAAGACGUACGAACAAAGAGAUCCGUAUUGUUCUAUGAACAAAACCGUCCCCAAGUGUUACAAAAAUUACUUAAGAAAUGUUAGCACUUAUAUUCGUAUAACCUAUACCUAUUUGCUCAUUAGAAUUAAAUUCCUUCACACUGUUACUUGCAUUAAUGUUAGCUUACCGAUGUAUUAUUUAGCUUCCUGUGUACUUUUCAGUAUUAUUAAGAAAUACGAUAAUUAUAGGUAGGUAGAUAGGUACCGCUUCUAGCCACAAACUUAGUUUUAAUAUAGUUUGACAGCUCUGCAAGUACAAAACAGAAAUAAUGCUAGUUUUAGAACUGCCAAAUUAAGUUAAAAAUAAUUUGCUGUCCGCAAGAAUCGACACCAUUAUUUACUUAAUAGGUACAAAUCUAGUCAAACUAAAUGAUCAUUAUAGGCCUUCUGCGUCUGUUUCAGGCGAUUCAUGUUGCCUAUGUAAGUACAUAAUAGUAGGUAAGUAUCAAUAUGAAAGCCUAAAACGGGGUAUUCAAGAAGUUUCAAGUAUUUAUAUGUAUGUACAUGUCCAUACAGUACCAAAUAGCUUUAAAUGUUAAGCCACGUUAGGACUGGAAGUAGACCUUUGGAUUACCCAGAUGUCGAUUUAUGUUAAGCUUAAUGCACACAGAGAUGUAUUGACUGCAUUCCGGACUGUUUUUAUUUAAUAAGUAUGUGUUUACAAGCGAGAGAGAUAGUGUUACGUCAUAUGUGCAUUGGGCUUUAUACCUACGUCGUAUUAGACUCCAGAAAAGCUGGCUGUGAUUAGGAUGCAACUGCCAGUAGUGAGAAUGGUAAAACGCUAGCACAUUUCAAAUAAGAAACUUAUAAAAUAAUAAUUGAACCAACUAUCCUAAGGAUAAUUUAUUCCGUAUUGUUUUCACACCCGGACUUUAGACUCUCCAAAUCCUUUAAGACUUUAUUUAACAUUUUAUAAGUCUUACCAAACAACCAACUAAGUACAUAUGUCUGACCACCGGUCUCUGUCGUCCAGUGGUUGAGCGUGGGUUAACAAUCCGGAGGUCCCGAAUUCCAAUUCCGGUGGGGACAUAUCACUUUGUAAUCCCCAGCUUGGUUACAAUAUUGCAAGCUGGUCACCCGAUUGUCCGAAAGUAAGAUGACGUGUCCAUAAGUCACGUUAAUCAGUCGGUCUCGGCUAUUAUUUACUUAAGUAAGUAUGUAGUCAUUACAUAAGCCAGGUCAUGUCAAAGACCCCAGACAACCGACACGAUACAAAAAGUACAAGUGUUACCUACAUUAUUCUCGUUAAUUAGUAUUUACUUAACAUAAAAGUGUAAGAGAUAAGCUGAGAAGGUAUUUAGCUUAGAGAUAUAAAACAGACGACGCUAGUUUAGUACUUAGAUAAUAACUAUGACUUUCCUGUGAAAAGGAUAUUAAGGUUUUAAGUAAAAUUCAUUAUUUAU
Molecule: messenger RNA, 3794 nt
Organism: Pectinophora gossypiella (pink bollworm)
Lineage: Eukaryota; Metazoa; Arthropoda; Insecta; Lepidoptera; Gelechiidae
Product: ras-related and estrogen-regulated growth inhibitor
Exons: 7
Coding region: 174-1142 (322 amino acids)
Molecular function (GO): GTP binding; GTPase activity
Source: RefSeq, a predicted model, not a curated record